AUGCCGGUCCAACUGCGACAGCGCCUCGAUUGCCACUACUGCGGCCGCAGAUCGAAACAUAGCAAGAAGCAAGACCGCAAGUUCCAAUGUGAGCACUGUCUCGCGGUGAACUUCUUCGACGAAAAUGGAGAAAUAGCCGAUGUCCCUGCGGAAGAAGUAGCCCCGACGCAACAACGUUAUGCCCAACCUGUCAUAUCCGAUCCCCUUGCAGACGACUUUACCUCCCCAGACUCUAUCUUCUGUUCGACGUGCCUGAAGAACCAACAGUUAUACACAUACAACCUGUCCCAAUUCCUCCCGGACCCCGACCAUCCUGAUUAUGACAAACUGGAGGCCCAGCUUCCGGAAUACAAGAAAGGUCUUGAACUCCGCUACCCGCAAUGCUGUGCUCGCUGCGAACCAAGGGUCCGGGCGCAGUUACAUCAGGCAACAUACAAUGCAAGAAGCGACCACCUACGGCGAGUGCUGGAAAAGUCGCGCCAGAGGAGGAUUGCCAGUCGACUAGGCUGGAGGAGUCUUCUGGUCACUGCUGCAGGGUUGGCGUACUUCUCUAGCCUGGCUAUGCAGUUGGUUUGGCAUCUGUAUGGCUCCCAAGUCAGUCGACGUACACCGACACUGAAACUACGGCCGCUGGAUUGCUUGACGCAUCGCCCCUUUGUCUCCGAAUGCCUUGAUAUCGUGGAACCUCUCGUUGGCUUGUCCCUCAACCUGGGGCUGUUGUCAAUCUGGUGGAAUCCGAGGUGGCAGUACAGGCUUUCCACUCAGGAAGGAAAUCUCAGCGGGCUGAAACAGUAUUAUCUGGUACAAAUGGCUCUAUUGGGCUUGCGAUUCAGCGCAUGGAUUGUGCUGGUCCAUGUACCUCUCGAUCCCAAGGUGCGCUGCAUGCUUCAUGCUUGUUUUGCAGUCGCUAUCGCAGUCAUUGCAGGCUGGUCUGUCUACGCCAUUAUCGAGGUGAAAACCUCACCAGCCGUCAAUUGGCAGCAGGACCCAGCUCAGCUGUUGUCCAGCAACCAGUUUGUUCCGCCUUCGGGUCCAGCUCACCCAGGUACGCAGGAUAUUCAAUCCGGGCCGUUCAGCAUUGGGACCCUUGCCACACCGCCACCACCGGCCUACAAGGCCUGGAAACCUCCGACUCCUCCGGAAGACAGCGCAGAGUUGAUGGACUGGACUCCUUCCCAACCCACAUUUGAGCCCGAACUAAAGGAGCUGCGCUACCGAUCGACAGGGCCUUCGCCGUUCCAUGGCACGUUGCCCGCGCUGAAUGUGCGAGGAGUACACAAGAAUGCUACUGCGCGCAGCAUGGCACAAAAGGAAGCCAUCGGUCUACCUCCAGGUUUUUUCGAUCGCCCAACAGAUCCGGCCCUGCCUUCGCGAAAGACCGAGUCAAAAAGCGAUGCAAUUGCACAACCAAAGUUCUUCGGCCAUGAUAGAGAGGCUGACACUGGGCUUGAAAGCAUCUUUGGCACGGUUUUCUCGCUCCAAGACCGUUCCUUGGACCCAAAUGUUCCCACCUCUAAAUCUACUGUCGCCUCUUCACACUCGUACUCAUACUCAAAAGAACCUCUGGUGACAUCGCCACCAACUUCGAAGAUCAUCUCUUUUGGAACUAGAUUCAGCAGAUUUUCUUUCGCUUUGAUCUUGAUUGCGGUUGCGGCUUGGACCUUCGAGGCUACCCUUUCACCAAACCCCUCGGAGCUCGGUUACUAUAUUGUCCUGCUCAGUGUCUCCAUUCCUGUGGGCCAUGUGGCAUACCUUCUCGCUUCUGGCGGCAUCCGCACUCGACUCUCUCGCCUGCUGCUGUUCACGCUCGAAGCGAUUCUAUUGCUCGGCAUUGCAAUGCUACGCGAACCGUUCGGCGAACUCUUUCGAGAUCUGUGGAACAAGCUGGGAAUUGCAGUGGUAGGGCUAUUACUGCCGCAGGAAUUCCUCCAUAUGAAUCACUCCAGCAGCGAUACUGGCCCUGCUCACGAGCAUUACGAAACCGAGACACCAGUGCCACCGAGCACAGAGACCAUCGAGACUCGGCACAGCCCCAUCCCAUCGGCCACACCGACCUUGAGCCGUCGCGACUCCACCGAGUCGAUUGAAAGUCGAUCGUCGAUCGCCACGACUUCUACGGCAUGGGAGUGGCAGACGCCAAAGCUGUCUAGAGGCCGCUAUGAGCUGCUCGAGUCAUCGUCAUCCGCAACACCCAGGUCUACUGGCGCAAAUGUUGGGUCGCGCCAGCAGCAGCUGUCAGACAGGAACUUGCUGGGUAUAGAUGGCCUCACGUUGAGCGAUCGCGCCUCCGCUGGAAGUCCUAGCAAUUCAGGGAGGAGAACAAGUAGGUGGGGUGUCGAGUCUUCAGGGACAAAUAUUGCCGGACCGCGGGCCAGACGAAGGGGUUGA
Capronia coronata CBS 617.96 is the source of this 2388-nucleotide messenger RNA. RefSeq lists its product as uncharacterized. Gene Ontology annotation, biological process: nuclear inner membrane organization. The record is from RefSeq and is a predicted model, not a curated record. Lineage: Eukaryota; Fungi; Ascomycota; Eurotiomycetes; Chaetothyriales; Herpotrichiellaceae. The coding region runs from base 1 to 2388 and encodes 795 amino acids. The transcript is spliced from 2 exons. Gene Ontology annotation, cellular component: nuclear inner membrane; mitotic spindle pole body; microtubule organizing center attachment site.